Molecule: messenger RNA, 7648 nt
Organism: Coregonus sp. 'balchen'
Lineage: Eukaryota; Metazoa; Chordata; Actinopteri; Salmoniformes; Salmonidae
Source: the annotation of a GenBank genome assembly
AUUAUGACGGGGCGGAGGAGGUUCUUCUGACUAGACUAGACAUCAUGAGAGAUGACGGGGCGGAGGAGGUUCUUCUGACUAGACUAGACAUCAUGAGAGAUGACGGGGCGGAGGAGGUUUCUUCGGACUAGUACUAGACAUCAUGAGAGUAUGACGGGGCGGAGGAGGUUCUUCUGAACUAGGCUAAGACCAUGAGGGAUAACGGGCGGGGAGGUUCUUCUACUGGACUAGACAUCAUGAGAGAGUGACGGGGGUCGGAGGAGUUCUCUGACUAGACUAGACAUCAGGAAGAUGACGGGCGGUAGGAAGGUUCUUUCUUACAGACUAGACAUCAUGAGAGAUGAAGGGGUCUGCGUCAGGUUCUUCUGACUAGACUGACUUACUCCUGAGAGAUGACGGGCGGAGGAGGUUCUUCUGACUAUACUAGACAUCAUGAGAUUAUGACGGGGCGGAGGAGUUCUUCUGACUAUACUAGACAUCAUGAGAGAUGACGGGUGCGGAGGAGGUCUCUGACUAGACUAGACAUCAUGACUGAUGACGGGGGCGGAGGAGGUUCUUCUGACUAGACUCGACAUCCAUGAGAGUGAAGUGGCGGCGGAGGUUCUUCUGACUAGAACUAGACAUCAUGAGAGAUGACGGGGCGGAGGAGGUUCUUCUGACUAGACUAGACAUCAUGAGAUUAUGACGGGGCGGAGGAGGUUCUUCUGACUAGACUAGAUAUCAUGAGAGAUGACGGGGCGGAGGAGGUUCUUCUGACUAGACUAGACAUCAUGAGAGAUGACGGGCGGAGGAGGUUCUUCUGACUAGACUAGACAUCAUGAGAGAUGACGGGGCGGAGGAGGUUCUUCUGACUAGACUAGACAUCAUGAGAGAUGACGGGCGGAGGAGGUUCUUCUGACUAGACUAGACAUCAUGAGCGAUAAUGGGGCGAAGGACGUUCUUCUGACUAGACUAGACAUCAUGAGAGAUGACGGGGCGGAGGACGUUCUUCUGACUAGACUAGACAUCAUGAGAGAUGACGGGGGGGGGGGGGGGGGGGGGGAUGCUGAGGCUGAGUGGUGCACCUGGUAGCUGUCUUCCUCCAUGAUGAUUAUGAUGAUGAUGAUGACGAUGUCAGUCUUCUCGGCUGUGAAGGUAUAUUAUUACACACAGCUGUGUGUGUGUGGCUGUGUGUGUGUGGCUGUGCUGACGGAGGCUGAGCUGAGCCUAUUUAUAUCAGUAGGCUGCACUUUGUACUGUAAAGGGAUUAUGAAGACUGUCCAACCUAUACCCUAUGGCCAAAAUACAUUGAAAAUACUUUCGAAAAUAUUAUGUUUUUUGGUGAAAAAAACUUAUUGUGCACGAUGGGAUAGAAUUACAUAUAAAAUAUGAAUUAUAGGAUCUCUUUGUUCGAAACAACAGUGUCUGUUGCCAGUGUCUGUUGUGCUAAAACUUGUGAUAUUGAGGAGUACUUGAGAGGACACAACAUGAGGACUGAUUGUACAGAAUCAUCUCUGGGAACCAUUGUGUCAGUGCUGGUAAGGAACUGGAGCCCUGCCUGCACAGGAAAUGGCGUUCAUUUAUUAAGCGUCCCCAGGGAAACCAGAGUCACCCCUGCUGGGAUCUCAUUUCACUGGGAUUGAUCCAGCUGAGAUUGCUGUGCUGCAUCCCAAAUGGAACCUUAUUCCCUAUGUAGUGCACUACAUUUGGUGGGGGAGGUGGGGUGGGGAGAGAGGUGGGGGAGGUGGGGAGAAGAGAGAGAGGUGGGGGAGGCGGUGGGGGAGAGUAGAGAGAGAUGGUGCGGUGAGGGGGGAAACAGAGAGAUGGGGGAUCGGUGGGGGAGGUUGAGGAAAGACGGGGGGGGGGUGGGGAGGGAGAGGACUGCGGGAAGGGGGGGGAACAGAGAGUGGGGGGGUGGGGUAGAACGAGAAAGACGGGUGGGGGAGGGGGGUGAGAGAGAGAGUGGGGGGGGGGAGAAAGAAGAGGGGGGGAGGGGGGGAGUUGGCGAGGGGAGGCGGUGGGGAGAGGGGGGGGGAGGUGGGGGAGUGGGGAAGGAGAGUGGGGGAGGAUGGGGAGCGGGAGGGAUGUGGGGAGAGAAGAGUGGUGGGGAGAAGAAGGUGGGGGAGGUGGGGAGAAUAGACUUUUUGGGAGGAAUAUGACCUUGUUGUGGAGAGAAAUACUUGGGGGAAUCUUGUGGAGAAGAUACCUGUUGUGGAGAAUAUACUUGUUGUGGAGAAUAGACCUUGUUGUGGAGAUAUACAUGUUGUGGUAGAAUUACUUGUUGUGUAGAAUUACUACCUUGUUGUGGAGAAUAUACCUUGUUGUGGAGAAUAUUACCUUGUUGUGGAGAAUAUACCUUGUUGUGAGAAUAUACCUUGUUGUGCAGAAUAACCUGUUGGAGAAUAUACUUGUUGUGUAGAUAUACCUUGUUGUGGAGAAUAUACCUUGUUGUGGAGAAUAUACCUUGUUGUGUAGAAUAUACCUUGUUGUGGAGAAUAUACCUUGUUGUGUAGAAUAUACCUUGUUGUGUAGAAUAUACCUUGUUGGAGAAUAUACCUUGUUGUGUAGAAUAUACCUGUGUGUGGAGAAUACCUUGUGGGAGAAUAACCUUGUUGUGUAGAAUAUACCUUGUUGUGUAGAAUAUACCUUGUUGGAGAAUAUACCUUGUUGUGUAGAAUAUACCUUGUUGUGGAGAAUAGACCUUGUUGUGGAGAAUAUACACUUGUUGUGGAGAAUAGACCUUGUUGUGUAGAAUAUACCUUGUUGUGGAGAAUAUACCUUGUUGUGGAGAAUAUACCUUGUUGUGGAGAAUAUACCUUGUUGUGGAGAAUAUACCUUGUUGUGUAGAAUAUGCCUUGUUGUGUAGAAUAUACCUUGUUGUGGAGAAUAUACCUUGUUGUGUAGAAUAUACCUUGUUGUGUAUAAUAUACCUUGUUGGAGAAUAUACCUUGUUGUGUAGAAUAUACCUUGUUGUGGAGAAUAGACCUUGUUGUGGAGAAUACACAUUGUUGUGGAGAAUAUACCUUGUUGUGUAGAAUAUACCUUGUUGGAGAAUAUACCUUGUUGUGUAGAAUAUACCUUGUUGUGGAGAAUAGACCUUGUUGUGGAGAAUAUACCUUGUUGUGGAGAAUAUACCUUGUUGUGUAUAAUAUACCUUGUUGUGGAGAAUAUACCUUGUUGUGUAGAAUAUACCUUGUUGUGUAGAAUAUACCUUGUUGUGGAGAAAUAACCUUGUUGUGGAGAUAUAACCUGUUUGUGGAAGAAAUACCCCUUGUUGUGUAGAAAAAACAAAUUAUACCUCGUGGAGAAUAUACCUUGUUGUGGAGAAUGACCUGUUAUGGGAGAAUAGACCUUGUUAUGGAGAAUAUACCUUGUUGUGGAAAAUAGACCUUGUUGUGGAGAAUAGACCUUGUUGUGGAGAAUAUACAUUGUUGUGUAGAAUAUACCUUGUUGUGUAGAAUAUACCUUGUUGUGUAGAAUAUACCUCGUUGGAGAAUAUACCUUGUUGUGGAGAAUAUACCUUGUGUGGAGAAUAUACCUUGUGGUGGAGAAUAUACCUUGUUGUGGGAGAAUAAUCCCUUGUUGUGGAGAAUAGUACCUUGUUGUGUAGAAUAUACCUUGUUGUGGAGAAUAUACCUUGUUGUGGAGAAUAUACCUUGUUGUGUAGAAUAUACCUGUUGUGAAUUACUGUGGAGAAUAUACCUUGUUGUGUGAAUAUACCUUGUUGUGGAGAAUAACCUUGUUGUGGAGAAUAACAUUGUUGUGGAGAAUAUACCUUGUUGUGUAGAUAUACCUUGUUGGAGAAAAUCUUGUUGUGGUAGAAUAUACCUUGUUUGGAGAAUACCUUGUUGUGAGAAUAUACCUUGUUGUGUAGAAUAUACCUUGUUUGGAGAAUAUACGUUGUGAGAAUAUACCUUGUUGGUAGAAUAUACCUGUUGUGGAGAAUAGACCUUGUUGUGAGAGAGAAUAGACCUUGUUGGGAGAAUAGACCUGUUUGGGAGAAUAUACCUUGUUGUGGAGAGAUAGAAUUACCUUGUUGUGGAGAAUAUACCUUGUUGUGGAGAUAGACCUGUUGUGUAGAAUAGACCUUGUUGUGUAGAAUAGACCUUGUUGUGUAUAAUAUACCUUGUUGUGGAGAAUAGACCUUGUUGUGGAGAAUAUACCUUGUUGGAGAAUAUACCUUGUUGUGUAGAAUAUACCUUGUUGUGGAGAAUAUACCUUGUUGUGGAGAAUAUACCUUGUUGUGGAGAAUAGACCUUGUUGUGUAGAAUAGACCUUGUUGUGUAGAAUAUACCUUGUUGUGGAGAAUAGACCUUGUUGUGGAGAAUAUACCUUGUUGUGGAGAAUAGACCUUGUUGUGUAGAAUAACCUGUUGUGUAGAAUAACCUUGUGUGUUGUUGAAAUAACUUGUUGUGUAGAAUAUACCUUGUUGUGUAGAAUAUACCUUGUUGUGUAGAAUAUACCUUGUUGUGUAGAAUAUAAAUGUUUGUGUAGAAUAGACCUUGUUGUGGAGAAUAUACCUUGUUGUGUAGAAUAUACCUUGUUGUGUAGAAUAUACCUUGUUGUGUAGAAUAGACCUUGUUGUGUAGAAUAUACCUGUUGUUUUGUAGAAUAUACCUUGUUGUGUAGAAUAUACCUUGUUGUGUAGAAUAUAAAUGUUUGUGUAGAAUAUACCUUGUUGUGGAGAAUAGACCUUGUUGUGGAGAAUAAAAUGUUGCCCAGAAUAUAACCCACAUACAUUACUGGGGAAGGGGAAACCCUUUGUAAAAAAAUUUAAUGAAAAAACCCUGAGAUGGUUUUUCAUUGGAUGAUAAAAAGAGAAAAGUGCCCCAUCCCCUAAACCCAAUGUUAUUUUGGGUUCCCAAAAUAUUUGACGCUUUAAUGUUAUCUUUGGGGGGUUUGUUUCCAGUCAAUUUCCCCCCUUUUAAAAUCUGGCCCCCUUCCCAAUCCCCAACAUUUAGCAGGGAAUUAAGCAAAAAAUUUUGGAGCUGCAAAAAUAAGUUCUAGGAAAUAUUAAAAAACAGGUUUUUUUUUUUUUCCCCUCCCCCUUAUGGACCUAACGCUUUCCCGGGUUUGUUUUUGGGAAAAUGGGAAAGGGGGUGUUUUUUUUUGACAGUUUUUUCCAAAUUCGGGCUAAUUAAAAGGUUGGUUCUGACGGGGCCCUUUAUUCCGCAGUGGGCCAGAGUCCAGAAGUAACAGAAGUAAGGGUUUGCUGUCUGUCCUUGAAAUUUGGUCCAAAAAACAGAACAGUCUUUUUUCUGUCCGAAAUUUGCCCCUUAAGGGAACAGCCCUGCUGUUCUGUCUGUCUGUAAUUUUUCCAGAAAGGAGGGGAACAGUUGCCCGGGGAAUGGCAAGGGGCAGGGGAAAGGGACCCAAGAGCCCAAGCCCCCCAAAAAAAACCCCCUUUUUUUUUUUUUCCCCCCCCCGGGGGGGAAAAAAAAUUUUUUUUCCCCUUUUUUUCCCCCCUAAAAACCCCCUUCCCCUUUCCCCCUUCACCCCUUGUUUUUGCCUUUUCCCCUCCCCCCGCCUUAGACACACCACACAUUGUCUGCGUUCCAAACAGCACCCUAUUCCCUUUAUAAUGCACUACCUUUGAACAGAGCCCAGAGGGGUUCCCAUAAGGCUUGGUCAAAAGUAGUGCCACUAUGUAGGGUGCCAUUUGGGAUGCAAACAUUUACUUGGACGAUCGCUCGACCCAGCAACCAGAUCUAGUUUCACUCAGCAGGGCGGCCCCCCGGGGAACCCCGAAAACCCCACCAAAACCUUUAAAGGGAGAGAAAACCCCUGCCCGCCCCGGGUCGUCUGAGCUUCUCUCUCGCCCCUCUCCAUCUCUCUCUCUCUCGCUCUCUCUCUAUCUCUCUUUUCUCUCUCCUCUUAUCCUCUCUCUCUCUUCUUCUCUUCUCCUCAACCCCAAGCAGCCCAAAGAGAACAAGAGCUUCAACUUUGAUCACUCCUACUGGUCACAUACCUCGGUAAGUACCUGUACCUCUGUCUGACUAUCUGUGUCCUGUAUGUCACCACAGCACCCAGUGAGGAGCACAACACGUGUUGAUUUUGAGUAGAGACUCUGAUUCGUUUUGGACAGGCACAAUAGGCUCGUCGUGCUUUUAGUCAGGUUCAUUUUCAAAUGAAUCAACCUUGUAGUUGCGUCUCGGUUUGUCCUGGUUGACCUGAAAAAGAAACUCCGGCACACUGGUAUUCUAGAACACUCCACAAACAAUUCAAUGAAUCUUUUCACCAAUGUUUUGGUCAAUAUGAAUGGUUACCUGACUCUCCGUGUUCUGUCUCUCCACAGCCCGAGGACAUCAACUUUGCUGGCCAGCAGCAGGUGUACAGAGACAUUGGUGAGGAGAUGCUGCUCCAUGCCUUCGAGGGAUACAACGUCUGUAUCUUUGCCUAUGGCCAGACCGGAUCUGGGAAGUCUUACACCAUGAUGGGCAAGCCGGACUUGAAGGACCAGGAAGGCAUCAUCCCUCUGGUAUACCGGAUAUACUGUUACCUCCGCACCAGGGUUGCAAAAUUCCAGUAAAUCCCUGGUAUUUCCUGGUUGGAAGCUUCCCGGGAAUCAGAAUGGAAUAAGCAGGAAAUCAGGAAUCCUUCCCAACCAGGAUUGCUGGAAAACCAGGCAAUUUUCAGAAAGUUACCGCAAUUUUGCAACUUUACUCAAGACCAAUCCAACACCUAGCUCUUCAUGCCUAAAGCACAAUGUUACACAACGCCUAUCUACGGACGGGUGUUGGAAACGAGUGCAAGCUGCACUGUGGUGCAACACAUCGGAAAAUGUUUUAUUCAAUGUGUCAAUGUGUUCGUAGUCUGUCCCUGUGCAGAUAUACCAUGUAUAAAUUGAUAAUAAAUGUUCACUUGCAAUCCCUUUGCUUUCUUUUCCCCCCUAGAUGUGUGAAGACCUCUUCACCAAGUUCAAUGAGAGUAAUAACGACAAUAGCAAGUCCUACUCUGUGGAGGUACGUACGUACUGUUAUCGUACAAGGCCUCUCAUUGGUCCUCACUGCUGCAUGAUGUCACAUCCGGUUUUCCUGUCUGGAUGCACUUCCUCUCACUAGAGUUCUUUCUCAAUUAAUCUUUCCUUCGUUCCAACGCAUCCUCUCUCCUUACUUCCUCAAAACACAUUGGAGGGGUAGAACCAAGGUCCCUUCCUUGCAUUUUGAGAAGGAUAUGAAGGAUAUAAGGAGAGAAGAUAUGAGGAGAGAAGAUAUGAGGAGAGAGGAUAUGAGGAGAGAGGAUAUGAGGAGAGAGGAUAUGAGGAGAGAGGAUAUAAGGAGAGAGGAUAUGAGGAGAGAGGAUAUGAGGAGAGAGGAUAUGAGGAGAGAGAUAUGAGGAGAGAGGAAUGAGGAAGAGGAUAAUGAGGAAUGGCAGAAAGACUAGAAAGAGCUAUUUGGUAAUAUAUCCCUAACCUCCCUCCUCCUCCCUCCCUCCCUCCCUCCCUCCCUCCCCCUCCCUCCCUCCCUCCCUCCCUCCCUCCCUCCUCCUCAGGUGAGCUACAUGGAGAUCUACUGUGAGCGUGUUCGUGACCUCCUGAACCCUAAGAACAAGGGGAACCCUGCUGCGUCAGGGAACACCCCUGAUGGGGGCCAUACGUAGAGGACCUGUCAAGCUGGCUGUCACCUCCUACAACGACAUCCAGGACCUCAUGGACUCUGGAAACAAGGCC